AUGUUCCCCAAUGGCACCGCCUCCUCUCCUUCCUCCUCUCCUAGCCCCAGCACGGGCAGCUGCGGCGAAGGCGGCUGCAGCAGGGGCCCCGGGGCCGGCGGUGCAGACGGCAUGGAGGAGCCUGGGCGAAACGCAUCCCAGAACGGGACCUUGAGUGAGGGCCAAGGCAGUGCCAUCCUCAUCUCUUUCAUCUACUCCGUGGUGUGCCUGGUGGGGCUGUGUGGGAACUCCAUGGUCAUCUACGUGAUCCUGCGCUACGCCAAGAUGAAGACGGCCACCAACAUCUACAUACUAAACCUGGCCAUUGCGGACGAGCUUCUCAUGCUGAGCGUGCCCUUCCUGGUCACCUCCACGUUGUUGCGCCACUGGCCUUUCGGCGCGCUGCUCUGCCGCCUCGUGCUCAGUGUGGACGCCGUCAACAUGUUCACCAGCAUCUACUGUCUCACUGUCCUCAGCGUGGACCGCUACGUGGCCGUGGUGCACCCCAUCAAGGCAGCCCGCUACCGCCGACCCACUGUGGCCAAGGUGGUGAACUUGGGCGUGUGGGUGCUCUCCCUACUCGUCAUCCUGCCCAUAGUGGUCUUCUCGCGCACCGCAGCCAACAGCGACGGCACGGUGGCUUGCAACAUGCUCAUGCCUGAACCCGCCCAGCGCUGGCUGGUGGGCUUCGUGUUGUACACCUUUCUGAUGGGUUUCCUGCUGCCCGUCGGGGCCAUCUGCCUCUGCUACGUGCUCAUCAUUGCCAAGAUGCGCAUGGUAGCUCUCAAGGCCGGCUGGCAGCAGCGCAAGCGCUCGGAGCGCAAGAUCACCCUCAUGGUGAUGAUGGUGGUGAUGGUGUUCGUCAUCUGCUGGAUGCCAUUCUACGUGGUGCAGUUGGUCAACGUUUUCGCCGAGCAGGAUGAUGCCACAGUGAGCCAGCUGUCGGUCAUCCUCGGGUACGCCAACAGUUGCGCCAACCCCAUUCUCUAUGGCUUCCUCUCGGACAACUUCAAGCGCUCUUUUCAGCGCAUCCUGUGCCUCAGCUGGAUGGACAACGCGGCGGAGGAGCCUGUCGACUACUACGCCACAGCCCUCAAAAGCCGCGCCUACAGCGUGGAGGACUUUCAGCCCGAGAAUCUAGAGUCCGGCGGUGUCUUUCGUAAUGGCACCUGCACGUCCCGGAUCACCACGCUCUGA
Messenger RNA from Ochotona curzoniae (black-lipped pika), 1176 nucleotides. RefSeq names its product somatostatin receptor 1 (gene SSTR1). The record is from RefSeq and is a predicted model, not a curated record. NCBI's taxonomy places the organism in Eukaryota, Metazoa, Chordata, Mammalia, Lagomorpha, Ochotonidae. The transcript has a single exon. Gene Ontology annotation, cellular component: membrane; neuron projection. Gene Ontology annotation, molecular function: neuropeptide binding; somatostatin receptor activity. The coding region runs from base 1 to 1176 and encodes 391 amino acids. Gene Ontology annotation, biological process: neuropeptide signaling pathway; cellular response to estradiol stimulus.